CUUAACGUAGCUCCCUAUUGUACAGUAAACUGUUUUCUAGCUGGUGUUUAGGUUCACGCUAGGAGGUUGGCACCUUUGGGACAGUUUUUCGUUCUAAAAUUCAAAAGUAAAUAGUUCGAUCGUUUGUUGUUUUCAAAACUACGGUUUAUGUUAUUAUUUCGUUACUUUUGAAACCGUGUUUGAACGUACUACCGGUUUUCUACGAUGCAGGAGCGAUUCAAAGUGUCUCGGGCACAAGAGACAAAUAAUUAUAAUAGUUUUAGUGAUUCCCGAGACGAGGGGACUAACUUUAACAGUUUCAGUGCCGCUACAGAUGAUGAGCGAGCGAAAGAGAAGCUAUUACCCCCCAGUCUUGCUCCAGGAAAUGAUGAGCCCUUCGAUCUGUAUUACGACAACGAGGAUGAAACUGAAAGGCCGAGAAUUACAACAUUCAUUCAAUCUCUUGCAAAUUAUGCGAAUACUAUCCCUUCGCCUAAUACUGACCAGGAGGGUGAAUGUGCAACUGCCCCUGUCAAGAGUGCUGAAAUGGGUACCCUUAUCGGAGUUUACUUGCCUUGUAUUCAGAACAUUUUUGGUGUAAUUUUAUUUAUUCGUCUUACUUGGGUUGUAGGAACGGCAGGAGUUUUAUGUGGAUUUUUUAUUGUCCUUACUUGUUGUUGUGUGACAAUGUUAACAGCUAUUUCUAUGUCUGCAAUUGCUACUAACGGGGUGGUACCGGCAGGAGGGAGUUAUUUUAUGAUAUCUCGAGCGAUUGGACCAGAGUUUGGCGGAGCGGUGGGCAUGCUGUUUUAUACUGGUACCACUUUAGCUGGUGCUAUGUAUAUUGUGGGUGCCGUGGAAAUUAUACUAGUUUAUAUGGCCCCGAAGCUAACACUAUUUGGGGAUAUAAAUGACGACUUCGUAAAAUUCAAUAACUUUAGAAUCUACGGGACUUGCCUCUUGGCCAUAAUGGGGUUAAUCGUCUAUGCAGGAGUGAAAUUUGUUAACAAGUUUGCAACUAUAGCCUUGGCCUGUGUAAUCUUUUCCAUAAUUGCUGUCUACGUUGGUAUUUUCAAAAAUGUUCAUGGAAGCGACGCACUUCAAAUCUGUGUACUUGGACGACGCUUACUAAGAAUAGAUUCGACUAGUGACUGUACAAAAAAUAUUUCCGGACCCUUGUACCAAGAGUUCUGUCCCAACAAUACUUGUUCUUCCUACUGGACAGAAAACAACCUUACUUUAGAGCGGGGUAUUAAAGGCUUAAGUUCUGGAGUAUUUUUUGACAAUAUUCAGCACAGCUUUCUAGAAAAAGGACAGUUUAUAGCGAGAAACAAUCUUCCAGCGGAUAUAGAAAAUAUUUCAGAUAAUACCUACUCCCAAAUAAUGGUUGAUAUAACAACCAGUUUUACUAUUUUGAUAGGUAUUUUCUUCCCAUCCGUAACGGGAAUCAUGGCAGGGUCAAAUCGUUCAGGUGAUCUCAAAGAUGCACAAAAAUCUAUACCCGUCGGUACAAUAUGUGCCAUUUUGACUACAUCUACUGUUUAUCUCAGUGCAGUAAUACUUUUUGCUAGUACAGUAGAUAAUUUACUUUUACGAGAUAAAUUUGGAAGUUCAAUUGGAGGAAGACUAGUGGUAGCUAAUAUAGCAUGGCCGAAUCAGUGGGUUAUUCUUAUAGGUUCAUUUCUAUCUACUUUAGGAGCCGGCCUACAAUCCCUCACAGGAGCUCCCAGACUUCUUCAGGCUAUAGCAAAAGACCAAAUCAUUCCUUUCAUUGCUCCUUUCUCAGUUUCGUCUGGCCGUGGAGAACCCGUUCGAGCAUUACUCGUCACACUGGUAAUUUGUGAAUGCGGAAUCCUAUUGGGAAAUGUUGAUAUUCUUGCUCCUCUUCUCUCCAUGUUCUUCUUAAUGUGUUACGGAUUUGUUAAUCUCGCAUGUGCUGUGCAAACCUUGUUAAGAACUCCAAAUUGGAGACCUCGGUUUAAAUACUACCAUUGGGUUCUUUCCUUUUUGGGAUUGUCUCUUUGUAUUGCUGUGAUGUUUAUGACUUCGUGGUAUCUUGCUUUACUUGCCAUGGGUAUGGCAGGUGUUAUUUACAAAUACAUCGAAUACCGAGGUGCUGAGAAAGAAUGGGGAGAUGGAAUCAGAGGUUUAGCUCUAUCUGCAGCCAGAUUUUCACUGCUUCGCUUGGAGGAAGGACCUCCACACACCAAAAAUUGGAGACCUCAGAUUUUAUUGCUGCUGAAAUUCACCCCAGAUUUGGAAUUGGAACAUAGAAAGUACGUCUCCUUUGUCUCUCAACUGAAAGCUGGCAAAGGGCUCGUUAUAUGUGCAUCCGUUCUUGCUGGAGACUACAAUGCUAUAGGAGAACAAGCCAUAGCUGCCAAACAAGUCCUACAAGGAGUAAUGGUAAAAGAAAAAGUUAAGGGAUUUGCGACUAUUCUGGUAGCUAAACAUAUUGCCGAAGGACGCUCCAACUUGGUACAAACCGCGGGUCUUGGAGGCUUGAAACCAAAUACAAUCAUUUUGAGUUGGCCCUAUGGAUGGAGAGAUGAUGCUGAUGAAGAACAAGCAUUUGAACAUACUGUUCGUACUUUAACUGCUGCCAAGAUGGCUUUGCUUAUACCUAGAGGCAUUGACUUCUUCCCUGAUAACACCCAAAAGAUUAGUGGGUACAUUGAUAUUUGGUGGAUCGUGCAUGAUGGAGGAUUACUGAUGCUAAUCCCAUUCUUAUUGAAGCAGCAUCGGGCAUGGAAAAACUGUAAAUUGAGAAUAUUUACCGUGGCGCAAUUCUCUGAUAAUUCUAUUCAGAUGAAGAAAGAUCUGAAAACGUUCCUAUAUCACCUAAGAAUCGAUGCCGAAGUUGAUAUUGUCGAAAUGUCUGACAAAGAUAUAUCUGCCUAUGCUUAUGAAAGAACUUUAGUAAUGGAACAACGCACUCAAAUGAUAAGACAACUUCGCUUAAACAAGAAGGAGACCUUCGGAAUGGCGCUUACGAAUGGUGGAUUAGAAGAAACAUUACCUCUGGUUCAAUCUGUGGUUGACCAACACCAUGCAGUGGAAAAGACGCCUUCUAAAGUGAGAUUCCAAGAUCCCAAAGUCACCGACGUUGCAAAUAACAAAAAGGAAACCCUAGCAGAUGAGAAAGAGGAACCUACAAAUGAGCCGCUCGGUAAUGAAGAUUGUGACAACAGCAAAAAAGAAAAGGAAGACGGAGCCUCUGAGAAAGAGAGUCUUGAAAAGAAUGGCAGUGAGGUAAACGAGAAAAUUGGAAAUGGCGAUGGAAUUUCAUUGGAGUCUGACACACUCAAACGUUUGCAUACAGCACUGAGAAUGAAUGAAACAAUUAGAGCUCUUUCUAAGGACUCGCAACUUGUGAUCUUGAAUUUACCCGCCCCGCCAAAGAGCAAUGAUCCAGGAAAGCAAUCGUACUAUUUGGAUUUCUUGGAAGUACUGUCAGAAGGGUUGGAAAAAGUACUUAUGGUGAGAGGUGGGGGACAGGAAGUGAUCACCAUAUAUUCAUAAUCAACUAACGAAGUUGAUUUUUGACCGUUAGCCAAAACGCUGAUACUAAUAAUACUUUAAUCAAAGAGAACAGUACCGUAACAUUAAUUAAAAAUAAGUUUUUAGGCGUUUGCUAUGAGCUCUCAGGAAUAUUCGUUAGUGUAUUAGUAUUCACAUGUUUUUAUUAAUUCAUUAAUCUGAUUCAGAAGUUUGUCAAAAUUAUCCAAGAAGCAAAUUUGGUUAAGCAUAAUUAAACUUAAAAAUCCAUUAAUGUUAAUUUUGCUUGCAGAUAAAUGCAUAAUAUGAACAUUUGAAUUAGUUUCUUACUGAGAACUCAACAAACGAGAUUUCAACCGUAUAUAUAGUAUAUAUAGUACAGCGAUACAUAAGAGGAAUAGUGACUUAACUAACCAAAAAGUGUAUUCUUCGUAAUAGCGGUCGAAUAUAUUCUCACAGAUUUUUCUAUCGCUGCAACUAGUCGUGAUCUUGUAGUAUUAUCAUACUGUCUUAAAUCAAAAUAAUAACAGUUUAUAAAGUGCUCAUUUUUCUAUGACAACUAUACCGGCCAGAUUUGUGAGUCGUAUUUGUACACUCUUUCGCUCAUAUUUAGCUAAGUUCGUCUAGACAAAAAUUCCUUUAUGGGAAUUGUUACUCUCAAUAACUAUCGUUUUUCUGUAUACUCCAUGUCUUCACUAUUUAAUUAGAGCUUAUUUUGAUAUAGUAAACAUUGAAGUGGUUACUUAGAUGUUAACACAGACACGUUAUAUUCCAGAAAAUGAUAAAAUUUUUAAUCGUAGGUCACUUAAAAAAUUACUACUAGCGUCAAGUCAAAAAUGAUUUGAACUUUAGUGCUAACAUGCAUAAUCUUCAACGCAUUUAACAGUUCCAAAUAUUUCCAAAGUUGAAAUAUAUUACAGGUAUCUAAUAAUUGCUCUAAAGUUAAUUAGUCACGUAUCAAAUAUUUUAAAUUAUCUAAGAUCGCGUGAUAUCUAUCUAUGUUACACAUUUAUUUCUCACGUUGCAUUGAAAAACAUUCAUUUGGUUUGAGGAUGUUCAAGAAUUCUCAAAUAACGACUAUGAGGUAUGCAAUAAUUAUUGAAAUCCUUAAAAGAUCUAAGCCAAAAGUUGAUUCCAACUUAAAAAUGUGUCAAACAAAUAUGUUGGUCUGAAUAUACCGUUCUAUCAGACUACCGAACUAUCAGAAGAUCUUUAGCAAAUCAACUUUAGGAAAAUGUAUAUUAAACUUUUUAGAAAUUUUUUAUUUUAUCUUCAUAUGUAACACGAUGUUUACAAUUAGGAACACAUAUUUAAUGCGUAAAAACUGUACUUAAUUACAAAAUCCAUAUGGUAAGAAUUUGAGCAAUAUUAACAAUAUAGUAUGUAUUAAAGUACUCUGUAUUAACUGUCAAAUUAUGUGUGAUAGAAUUACGUACAUAAUCUCUUUCGCACUGUAGGUAUUAAAAUUGUUAAAUAUUUUCGAUGUUCAAGUACUGCAGGGUGUUACCUAUAUUUCAACGAUGCGCAUUCCAUAUUAGCAUCUAUUUUUAUAUAUUUAAAUGAUAUAUUUAUUACGUAGUUCUUAGUGUUAAUUUAUCGUGUUAAAUCUAUUUCCAAAUUUUUAACUAUUUAGUAUAUACAUACAAUGUUAACAAUGCUACUAGUUAUUUUUAAUUCUACUCAAGUCAAAUCACAAAUUGUUUUAAAUGAAAAGUUUUAUCCACGUUGAAAUUAUAUUGUAGUCUAGGAUCAUAUAAGUAUUAUUGUUGUCGUUAGUCGAUUUAUUUGGAACACCCUGUAUAUAUAAGUAGACGAUAUUAUUUACGCCCCCUCUAAAAGGAAAAUGGCAAACAGCUUUAUACAUUAUAAAUCGGACCGCGUUUUUCUGUGCAUCUUAUUUAACUUUCGGAUAGGCAGUCGACGAAUGAUAAACCAGAUGAUGUGUGAACUUUUGUUAGAUUUCUUCAAAUAUACAGGAUGGUAUUGGCUGCCAUUGUCUAAUGCCUAGACAGACUCAACCGGAAAAGCUCUUUUGUAAGUAAUAUCCAUUUCAUUUUUAAGAUAGUCAAAUAUAAUUUUAAUAAACUAAAGAAUGAAAUGAUUUGUUUAAGGCCGAUAUUAUCAUGAUCAAAGUAGCUUUCUCCACUGUUCAAGCAACUUGAGAUGUAGAUACAGGCAUUAACAGUAUAUAGCGAUAUACAGGGUGUCUCAGGGUCAGCGUCCAUUAGAAUGUUUCCAGAAGUAAUGCGAUUUGAAUCCCGCAAAUAUGUAUAAUGGGAUUUUAGGAGACGAUGUUUUCAGAUGAAAUAACAGUAACAUUAUGCGCUUUCCAGUUAUACCAGAAGUUGUCUCAAACCUACUUAUUUUAAAUGAAGCACCCAAAUGCCCGUGUGCUUUAGCGUAGGAGGUGCAAAUUUUUAAGUAAGCGAGCGCAAAUAUUUUUUUCCCAAAAUUUCAGGUUUACAACUCGCGUACAAUUUUCAAUAAAAUGUUUCGAUUUUCGUCUCCAAAAAUGCAUUAUUAGCGCUCAAAUACAUCUAAAGUUUGCCUACAGUAUAACAAUUCUAAAUAUUUUUGAACAUUUAAAUGCGUUUAGAAGUGUGAAAAUUCAAAACCUUUUUGACUUAAAAAUUGGAUAUCCGGCCUUCAAACCUUUAUAACUUUCCAGAUUUCUAACCGAGUUUAGUUUUCUCAACCAUAAUUUUUAGGGAACAUCAACGCAGUUUCAUUUCGUAUCAGCAAAGAAACUGCGAUUUUCGUGUCUCGAAAUGCUUGUUUGCUGGAAAAUUUUUUGCUCGAUGUUC
Messenger RNA from Dendroctonus ponderosae (mountain pine beetle), 6281 nucleotides. RefSeq names its product solute carrier family 12 member 6 (gene kcc). The record is from RefSeq and is a predicted model, not a curated record. Gene Ontology annotation, cellular component: membrane. Gene Ontology annotation, biological process: potassium ion homeostasis; chloride transmembrane transport; potassium ion import across plasma membrane. Gene Ontology annotation, molecular function: potassium:chloride symporter activity. Bases 205 to 3501 code for a protein of 1098 amino acids. Lineage: Eukaryota; Metazoa; Arthropoda; Insecta; Coleoptera; Curculionidae. The transcript is spliced from 15 exons.